Messenger RNA from Daldinia childiae, 2688 nucleotides. Its product is annotated as putative carbohydrate-binding module family 1 protein. The record is from RefSeq and is a predicted model, not a curated record. Bases 1 to 2688 code for a protein of 895 amino acids. Lineage: Eukaryota; Fungi; Ascomycota; Sordariomycetes; Xylariales; Hypoxylaceae. The transcript is spliced from 10 exons.
AUGGAUUCAUGUGCUACAUGCCGCAACCUGGAACCUCUACCAGGACUUUCCGGAGGUUUCAUAACCGGUGGCCUAGAGGCCUUCUGCCUAGUGAGUCCGGGGACAGUUCAGUGGAUUGCGUUGCGCCAGGAAGAAGGCCCAUUCCGCCUUCAGUAUAAGCAAUCACCCAAAGAUAAAGCAUGGAUAGGCCUUCAUUACUAUACCAAGGACACACACGACCCGCUAUCAGGUACUUUUAAACCAAGCAGCGACCUUGAGCCAAAUACUGCAUCUGAGAAGUAUCUUUCACAAAUAAAAAGUUGGGUUACCCAUUGCAACGACAAGCAUGAUAUCUGCAGAAGUCGUCUGAACGACUAUCUCCCCACUAGAGUGCUGGAUGUGUCGCUAGAUCAAGACAAUGUCUUCGUAUAUGAGCCGGUUAAGACCGAUAAGGGUCCUUACAUAGCUCUGAGCCAUUGUUGGGGAGGCAUUGUCACCUCUAUAACGACGACCGAAACGCUAAGUAAAAAUAAAGGUGGGAUAUCAAUCGAAUCGCUACCGAGGACAUUCCAGGAUGCGAUAUAUGUUACACGACAGCUUCAGUGUCGCUAUCUUUGGAUCGACUCCCUUUGCAUUAUCCAGGAUAGCCUCGAAGACUGGAUAAGUGAAGCCUCACGUAUGACAGACGUGUACGGUAGUUCAUAUGUCACUAUCGCAGCAACCGCAUCAGCCGAUAGUAAUGGUGGUUUAUUCUAUCGACACGACAUACUAGAUGCUCGGCACACUACCGAACGUUGCCUUAAAGCAGGCCUACCUACCAUCGUGAGUGUACGCCCAGCACUAGAACAUACGCCCUACUUUGCCAGCACCCAUUACGGCCUAGAGUACUCGACACAAGCACCUUUGCUCGAACGAUCUUGGUGUUUCCAAGAGUAUCUCCUAUCCCCACGCGUAUUAUCGUUUACGCAGUGGGAGAUACUUUGGGUGUGCCUCUCUAAGCGGUCAUGUAACUGCGGGGAGUAUACUGAGACCACGCGUGAAGUUGUCUCCUCAAGCGAUCUAAAGGCUAGAUUUGACACUCAGAUUCGCGGUGGCUCGUUGAAAGACUUGCACCGACUGUGGGAAGAUAUAAUCGAAGCUUAUCUACUAAAGGGAAUAACGUACGACACAGACAGAUUGCCUGCCUUAGCGGGAAUAGCACAACAAUUCUGCGAAAGGGGUCUCGGUCGAUAUGUGAAUGGAUUAUGGGAGACAACCUUACUUUCUGAUCUAUUUUGGGAAUCUGACGUAGCGUUUGGCACCAACUAUGAUAUCAUUGCGAAGCGUAAUUCUAAUAUAAUGGUUCCAUCGUGGUCAUGGGUAUCGGUGUCCGGGUCAUUUCGAUACGGGUACAGCGCCUACGUAUUUGAGAAUAUCGAAAUACUUCAUAUCUCAUACAUCCCAGAAGUAUCAAGGCCUCUUGCAGAGAUCUCUGCCAAUAAUAUAACUAUUCGAGGGUUAUUAUACCGGGCUCGUGCCUGGGUUCCAUUCGACUAUCAGAAGAACAUACCUAACCCAAGGCGGCGGAUUCAAGCCGCAGAAACUCAAGAGAAGGAUUGUCAAAACAUAAUAACAUUAUUCUUUGGUUCUCACUCGAGGGAGCCUCUACCUAGACUUCAGCAGUUCAAGAUGCGACCGCAUUGGAGUUUCAUACUUGUGGGCGCUGGCACUAUUUUGCCAGGUGCCUCUGCUCUACUUCGCUUUUCAUGUUCCCAACUUGUCGUUGAACGGCUGGACCCCUUAGUCAACCCCGGCGUUGUCGGGUCGCCACAUCUUCAUCAGAUUAUCGGCGGAAAUGCCUUUAACCCAUCGAUGGAUCCAAAGGUUAUGGAUAUCCCCAGCACGGCAACUUGCACGACAUGUACCUUUGCCGAGGACUUUUCCAAUUAUUGGACUGCAGUCAUGUUUUUCCGCGCACGAAAUGGGACGUAUAAGCGUGUUCCGCAAAAGGGUAACGUUUAUUUUGAAGAGUCGAACGGUGGUGGUAUGACGAUCUACUACAUACCGAGUUACCAGAACACAACUGUUACCGCAUUCAAACCUGGAUUCCGGAUGAUUACUGGUAACCCCGCGAUACGCACCGAAGAAGAGGCAAUGAAAUUCCGCCAGCUCACAUACACCUGUCUUCAAGAUCCUAUGACGAGGACAAAUGAGACUCAUGACAUGCCAAAAGAGCCAUGUCCUGCAGGUAUCAUGGCAAACCUACGGUUUCCGACCUGCUGGGAUGGCAUCAAUUUAGACUCCCCCGACCAUGCCAGCCACGUCUCGUAUCCCGAAAGUGGCACAUUCGAAGAAGGGGGCCCGUGUCCUUCAACGCACCCCGUCAAGAUUCCCCAACUCUUUUACGAAAUCGUCUGGGACACGACUCCUUUCAACGACAAGUCUGAGUGGCCUGAGGACGGCUCGCAGCCGUUCGUAUGGAGCUACGGCGAUGCCACGGGCUUCGGUAAUCACGGUGAUUAUAUGUUCGGCUGGAAGGGUAACGCAUUGCAAAUCGCGAUGGACACGAAUUGUAAUGGGUUCAAAUGCCCAGAGUUGCAAUACCAAGAGAUUAAAGAGGGGAAUAAGUGCUCAGUAAAACCAGUAGUAGACGAAGAUAUUGAUGGGUGGCUCACAGAACUUCCUGGUGGCAUGCCAGUCACUGAUGCUAGUGGAAAUCCUAUUUACUAA